Saccharomycopsis crataegensis is the source of this 1482-nucleotide messenger RNA. RefSeq names its product Golgi transport complex subunit COG5 (gene COG5). The record is from RefSeq and is a predicted model, not a curated record. The transcript has a single exon. Bases 1 to 1482 code for a protein of 493 amino acids. Lineage: Eukaryota; Fungi; Ascomycota; Saccharomycetes; Ascoideales; Saccharomycopsidaceae.
AUGGCAACUGGAAAAGCUGAAUAUGACUUAUCUGAAUACAAGGAUCUAAUAACGGACGGUUUUGCUGCUUCACAGUACGCUAAUGGCUUGUUACUAUCGACAAAUAACUUAUAUUUGAGUCAAUUGAAUAGUUUAAAUCAAAGUGUAUUAUUAAACGAGAUUGAAAACGACAAUAGCUCUGAAAACGAAUUGGAUUUAGUCACUGCUAUGAAAAAGAUCUCAUUCAGUAUUAAAGAUGUGAACUCCAAGAUUGUCAAGAUUUCUUCGAGUAAUUAUGAUGUAUUGAUCAACGAGUUUGAAAAAAUCGAGUCGUUUCAGAAGGAUUUCAACAAUACUUUACAAAAUUCUUUGAAGGAAUUGAACCAUUUCAUGGAAAUAUUGAAUAGAGAUUUUUUAAUGAAUUAUGAAAGCUCGCAGAAAUACAUCAGAAGGUUGAAAAAUAUCCAUAAAACAUACUCCCUUAUAAAUGACUUGAUCCUAUUUAUCGACGGAGUGAAGAAAUUCAAUAGCAGUUUCAGAAAUAUACAGUUAGAUAAGACUUACAACAACAUCGAAUCAGUUUCCCCAGAAGAAUUGGGUACACUCAACAAGAACUUGAUGAAAAUGACAAACCAUUACUAUUUCUUGAAUAAGCUACUACACGAGGAUGAAAAGUUGUAUGAUUCUGGACUGCAAAGUAGAAAUUCAUUCAAACAAUUGAAAAUCGUCAAGAAUUUCAAUAAGGUAUACAAGAUUGAAAAAAUCGAUCUUCUCAAUAAUUAUUGUCUUGAUUUAUUGAAAAAUGAUAAUUUCUUUGAAACGACCGCCGAUGGUGAACCCAACUCCGAGGAUUAUAAAGCAAAAGUUAUUGUCACCGUGAUUAUUACUCUAAUGAUUAUCAAUAAUAACGAUUCUUUUGUUGAAAUCUUCCAUCGUUACUACAAAUAUGAACUCAAUAACUGCAUGAACUUACUCAAGAAAAUAUUGAUCUCACCUAAGAGUUUUGAUAAUUCAAUGAUCAAAGUAGCAAAGAAAUCGGACAAGAUAUUGAAGAUCAUGAGAAUAUUGCAGAACCUCAGGUUACUCAAUUAUGAUUCCCUGUUGAUGAAAAACAAUCCCUUUGAAACUUGUAUUAUCAAUGAUGAUCUGAACAGCUCUUACACUUCUAUUGGUGAUAAAAACAUAACUAGAGAAACCACUACAGAUCACACAUUGUCAUUAGACGUGUUUAUUUUGAAAAACAUGCCAGUAUCAUUAAACAAUAAUUCGUUAUUCACGAAUUUUUACAAAGACAUAUCCGUGGAGUUCGAAAGCAUGAUAUCGGGAACAUUAUUGAAAGGUGGCCCGGUGGCCAAGAAUUUGAAGAAUAACUAUUCAAAAAUUUUGGCGUCAAUUAAAAAGAGAAUAUUGGAGAAUAGUAGUGAUUUCUACAAAAUAUCGGAGAAGAAUAUCGAAGUGGUGAUGAUGUGCAACUCAAUUAAAAAGUUGAAUACCAAUAAAUAA